UCGCCGCAUCUCUGCGACGGAUGCGCAAGGCUCGCGAGGAAAGGCGGGGGUGAGGCCUAUCGCAUCCAUUUGAUCUGGAUAUUGAACUUUGACGACAGCAUCGAUCAGCCGUCGCACACACACACAUACACACAUACACACACACACACACCCUCGGUUCGCUCUCUCUUUCUCUCGCUCUCUUUCUCUGUGCAAUUCAUGUCAAACAACCCCCCCUCACGCAAAACGGACGAACGAGCGACGAGGACAAACGAAGGGCCGCGUUCGGGGAACCACAGAGCCUGCGCAGUCAGUCGAUCCGGCGGCAGGCAAGCACACCGCACAGCACCCAUCUUACAGCGCCUCACCGCCAGCCUUUCGUCCAUCCCGCAUGCCGGCUGGCCAUUUGCUGAGGGGAUGGCGUCUUCCGGUCUCGUUCCUGGUCCGAGAGGCGCUGUACCACCACCAACAAGAAGCAAGCCGCUCCGUACCAGUUGUUGAGCAUAGAGUUUAGUUGGCUGGUUGUCUGCAUGCCGAGGGGGUCGAGAAGGAAAGUAGGUGUGCCGGCCAAGCUGCCGUGGCUGCAUCCAGCAUCGUCAGUCAACCUUUUUUUGCACACCGUCCGUCCUCAUCCGGCCCAUCGCAUCGAACCGAAUCGCACGGCAGCGCCCAUCGCGCAUCGCGCAUUGCAUCAGCGCCCGGAGGCCCUUCCGGCUCUCCUCCCUACGUACUUACCUUAUCGCCAAGACACGAUGCUCGACCAGGACUCUUUUUUUCUUUUUCUUUCUUUUUCUUUUUUUCAGUUUGCAAUUUACCAAAGGGGAUGGAUGCAAAGGCAAACAAGGGC
Colletotrichum navitas is the source of this 826-nucleotide messenger RNA. RefSeq lists its product as uncharacterized. The transcript has a single exon. The record is from RefSeq and is a predicted model, not a curated record. The annotation marks the transcript as partial. NCBI's taxonomy places the organism in Eukaryota, Fungi, Ascomycota, Sordariomycetes, Glomerellales, Glomerellaceae.